Messenger RNA from Prionailurus viverrinus (fishing cat), 2943 nucleotides. RefSeq names its product PWWP domain containing 2B (gene PWWP2B). The transcript has 3 exons. Bases 329 to 2263 code for a protein of 644 amino acids. Gene Ontology annotation, cellular component: nucleoplasm; nucleus. NCBI's taxonomy places the organism in Eukaryota, Metazoa, Chordata, Mammalia, Carnivora, Felidae. The record is from RefSeq and is a predicted model, not a curated record.
AUCGGGACUCAGGCCUGUCCUGGGGCUGCAGGCUCCUCGGAUGGACCCCUGGGGUGUUUCUGUUCCAGAAGCCAUGUUUUCUCACCUCUCUACCGGACACCGGGGUAGCCUCUCCCUGUGCGAGGUUGAGGAAGGAAAGUCCAGGGCAAACAUGGACCUGGCUGGGGUCGGAGGCCGCUGUCAGGUUCCACAGAUGCUUGGAUCCCGAGUCGGUAGAGCGGAGAGGCCGCAGGGGAGGCCGGGAGCUCUGGCAGGCGGCCGGGCCGUCUCCUCCUGGCCACGGGCCAGCUCGGGCCCGGCUGCUCUGGGGGUUUGCUGAGCUGGUUGCAUGGGUGAGACCUCAGGGAGGGCGGGUGAGCCGAGGCCCGGCCGCUGGUGUUUUGCCAAGGACUGCAGGCUAGGCUGCUUCUCUCUGGGCCCGGUGUCCAUGCCAGAUGGCCGUGCCUUCGUCUCGGCAGAGUGGGGACACUCGGGGGAAAAACUGCUUUGCUUUUGGGUCUCACCCCCAUCAGAGUCUCCUGGGCUCCUCACCUCGGUGUCCCCCACCUUUCCUUUGCCCUUCCCCCAGCUCCCCGAGGACGCUGUGCUGAGGUUUCGUUUGGGGGCCCCCAGUUUCCUGCAUGGAGACCUUGGUCAGUCCGGCCCUCCAGGCCCCAGCUCUGCACUGUCCGGCCUGUUUGGCCUGCCCCUGUCGGCCCCGCUGCCCCAGCCAGAGGACCCCCCAGUCAACGGCUGCCACGGCCCGGCCCCCGCGGAGCAGGACGGAGAGGCAAUGCAGCUGGGGACAGUCCCUCCACCGCCUCCCGACGGGGACCAGCCCCCCGAGACUGCAGACCCCAAGCCACCGCUCGUGCCCCCGUUCCCGCCGUAUUUCGAAGGCGCCCCCUUCCCUCCCCCGCUCUGGCUAAGAAGCACCUACCGGCAGUGGGUGCCGCAGCCGCCCCCCCGGGCCAUCAAGAGGACGCGCCGGCGUCUGUCCCGCAACCGUGACCCGGGUCGGCUGGCCCUGAGCCCCAUCCGCCUGCGGCCGCGCCAAGUACUCUGUGAGAAGUGCAAGAGCACGCUGAGCCCCCCCGAGGCCAGCCCCGGCCCCCCGGGUGCCCCGAGGCCGCGCAGGAGGGUGGGCAGCGGCCCUGGCUUUGGCGGCGAGCCCCGCAAGCCGGAGGACCCGGCCGGUGGCGGCGGCGGCGACCCCGCGGCCGCCACGAGGAGGAGCAAGAGGGAGAAGCGAGAGGAGGACAAGGCCCAGGUGCCACGGAGCCCGGCCAUCAAGAUCUCCUACAGCACGCCCCAGGGCACGGGCGAGGUCGUGGAGAUCCCCUCCCGCGUGCACGGGUCCCUCGAGCCCUUCUGCCCCUCCCAGGCCCUGCACGGCGGCGGCGGCGGCGGCCAGGACCCCGGCGGGCCCAGCGCCUCCAUCCCCAAGCUGAAGCUGACGCGCCCCGGGCCCCCUGGCGCCGGCCUGCCGCCCCCCAAGAUCCGCCUGAAGCCCCACCGCCCGGGGGCCGGGGAGCGGGAGCCCGUCUACAGAGCCGAGCUGGUGGAGGCGCUCAACGGCCACGGGCGAGGCCCCCGGGCCAGCUCACCCCCUCUCCUGGGCCACGGCUCCGCGGGCCGUGGGCCGGCGGACUCGUCUUCCGGAAGUUCUGGCGAGGACGAUGACUUCAAGCGGUGUCCCCAGGGCAAACCCCAGCAGGACAGCCUGGCGUUCCUGGCCGCCUGCCCUAGGAGGGGGACGGACUGUGCCGGCGAAUCUGUGUGGAGCAGCGACAGCCUGGACGAGUCCAAAUCGUGCAGCUCGGAAGUGCCGUCACCGGACACGUGUGACCUGUCCGGCGACGGUGCGUCUGUGAGGUCCUCGUCCGGGGCCGCGAGGCAGACGGUCCCGCCCCUGACAGUCAGGCUGCACACACAGAGCGUCUCCAAGUGCGUGACUGAGGACGGAAGGACCGUGGCCGUGGGGGACAUCGUGUGGGGUAAGGUUCAUGGUUUUCCUUGGUGGCCAGCGCGUGUCCUUGACAUCAGUCUUAGCCAGAAGGAGGACGGGGAGCCUUCCUGGCAAGAAGCCAAAGUCUCGUGGUUUGGUUCUCCGACUACGUCAUUCUUGUCUACUUCAAAACUCUCCCCUUUCUCUGAGUUUUUCAAACUGAGAUUUAACCGUAAGAAGAAGGGGAUGUACCGGAAAGCCAUAACGGAGGCCGCCAAUGCCGCGCAGCCUGUGGCCCCGGAAAUAAGGGAGGUCUUAACCCAGUUUGAGACGUAAGCCGCCCGACCAGGUCACCGACGGUGAGGGUGCGGCUGUUCUCCUGGAGCUUCUGACUUUGGGGGUGCCCUCCGCAUCACCUGUUCCGUCUGAGGGGUCCCGUGUGCCUUCUGGCCAGCUGCCUGCAGAAAUGCGCCAGGCCCAUGGCGGCCAGCCUGCUGGGGGGUCCCCAGAGGGGAGCAGGUGUGUGUGGGGAGGAGGACAGCCCCCAGAGCACCGCGGCUCCUCCCCGCUGAACGUCUUUAUCCCCCGACUCAGACUUUAGCUCCUGUGGUUUGUGAAGUUCCAGGAGCCCACGACGCCCUUCCUGCUGCUGCCUCGCCCACUGGGGCACCUAGCAGGGGCGAGGCCUGCCACCCCGCAUCCAGGUCCUGGGCCAGGCCCCCUCAGGCCCGCAGGCUUCCAGAAACCAGCUUGCACGUGUGGGGCGCUUCCUCCCCAAGCCCUCGGCGCGGGGUCUUUGUGCACUUGAGAACCCGGAACCUGCCCGGCCUCCCCCAUGAUCCUCCCAAAGCUGGGGGCCCGCGGGCGCCCUGGCAGUGAGGGCCUGGGGAGGGGAGCCACUCUGGGAAUGCGGGAGACUUCCAAAGGAAAACAGCUUGGCCUGUUGUUUGUAGGAGCUGCUCCUGUCUCCUUUCUGUCACUUUAAAGACCAAAAAGAAAAAGAAAGAAACAGAAAA